This is a messenger RNA of Protopolystoma xenopodis, 639 nucleotides long. NCBI's taxonomy places the organism in Eukaryota, Metazoa, Platyhelminthes, Monogenea, Polystomatidea, Polystomatidae. The record is from the annotation of a GenBank genome assembly.
AUGAUGCCGUUGAUCGAGGGUACAGCCCGUCGCAUUGGUGAAUUUUCUUUUUGCCGUGAUUGGCGAGGCGAUCCAUUUACAAAUUCGGCCAACUUUUUUCGUGGUGAACCUCAUAUCCGCUUGCCCGAUCUAGUCAUUUGUCUGGAUACCUGGGCACCUCUCAGACCUGGUGGUAGCACUAUAGUGCGUGAUUCUGCCAAAAUGCUCAUUCCCACUGUUGCUGUAGUUGAUACAAACUCAGACCCACGACUUGUUACUUAUCCGGUGCCUGGAAAUGAUGAUUCCCCUGUCUCUGUCAGACUCUUCUGCGCUUGCUUCGCGGCUGCUGUGGAGGCGGGUAAGUCCCGCGCUCGUUAUGACAAUAGCAUCCUAACCGGUCAGAAUGGGGAUCAAACGGACGUUAAAGCCGGCCAACAUAAAGGCGGUUUUGGUGAUACAGGUUCGGAAUGGCCUGAUGAGAUUGCAGCCAGAGAGCUGGGCAGAGCUCAGCCAGUCGUCCCAGAAAUAUCAACUGAUGACUGGUUGCCAGAAGAGGAUACUGGUUUGGAAGAUUUAAAAAUUGUAACUCCAGCAGAUAGUGAGCAGCCAAAUCUCGCCGACCGAUCUUCGAAAUCUGUCGAAAAACUAGACAACAGCUAG